Olea europaea var. sylvestris is the source of this 2337-nucleotide messenger RNA. RefSeq names its product methyl-CpG-binding domain protein 4-like protein. The coding region runs from base 186 to 2096 and encodes 636 amino acids. Lineage: Eukaryota; Viridiplantae; Streptophyta; Magnoliopsida; Lamiales; Oleaceae. The transcript is spliced from 3 exons. The record is from RefSeq and is a predicted model, not a curated record. Gene Ontology annotation, molecular function: catalytic activity; DNA binding. Gene Ontology annotation, biological process: DNA repair. Gene Ontology annotation, cellular component: nucleus.
AUAUGAAACCCUCCGUCCUGCCCCGCGAAAAUUUUCCUCAAAUCAAUUUUCGUAAAUUUUCGACUUGAGCACAGCAAUCACCCCAAGUCUGCUCCAAGAGCAGAUAAUUUUUUUCCCUUUUAUUAAUUAGUCUCAAAAUUCAAUUUCUCAAUUCUCAGUUCAGUUAAAAGUCCCUUCAUCUUGAUAUGUCUUCUUCCGAGGUAGCGAAUAUGAAUGCAGCGAAGCGAAAGAAGAAGAAAAAUCCGGUUGAGAAUGACAAUUGCUUUUGUUCCGAUUCAAUAUCAAUCUGUUUUGUCUCAACACCAGCUAAAGAGGAGCAUCAAAAUCUGAAGCCUAAUCUGAAAAGGAUAAAACCCAAACGCAACAAUUCCCACAAGGUGUGCUCUGAUGAUACUGCUACUACUGGUAAUUUCGUGAAGAAAAAUAGAGUUUAUAAUAAGCAUUAUUAUGAUGUUGAUUGUGCCAAGGGAACGAAGUCAGAAAAUGUUAGUCAAUGUUCUGAGAGCAAUAUUGAUGGGGUUGAGAAGAACAGUAAGAAAAAAGGGAAAAGGUUAAAAAAGGACAAGGCAGAUGAAAAUUUGGGCAUUGAAACUGUAAACGUUUCAGGCGAUAAAAAUGAGGGUAAUAUAGAGGAUAAGAGAGAGCGAAGGAAGAAAUUUAAAGAUAAUAAAAAGGAAAACCAAGGCAACGGAAUUAACAACGUGUCAAAUGGUGAUGGCAAUGGCAAGCCUCCAGUUUGUAAGAUUGGAAAGGCUUCCUUAGAUGAUUUCUUUUCCCAAUUUGCAUAUACAGGUGACAGUACUGAUAAAAAAGCUUUCAAAAUAGGUGAUUGUAAACCUUGGAUUAGGGGGAAUGAAGUGAAAGCAGAAGAGGCAAGUGUGGAAGACAAAUUGAAAAUGGAUAAAGAUGAUUCGGCCCUCUUGUUUAAGGCCGGUUUAUCUGGAAGUCAGGCCACAGUUAGGCCCCACAAUAGUGGUAAAAACCUGAAAAAGGAAAAGAGAAUCAGGACAGAAAAUGCAACAAUUUCAAUUCAGACACCGACUACUGGUAAAAGGGGUCAUAAAGGAUCUUACAAAAAUGUUCGAGUUGUAUCCCCUUACUUCAGGAAUAAAGAGACUGGAGAGGAGGCAGAAACAAAUGAUGGGAAGAUUGAAUUGCAGAAGUCACAAGCUAAAAACAUUCUCACUGCUAGGAAGGUUUCACCAUACUUUCACCAUAUAAAGCAAGAGGAAGACAAUGCAGUUACAAGCUUGUUGGAUGGCACAACUAAGUCCAAAGUUAGGCCUCGAAAGGUUAAAAAUACAGUGACAGAAAAUGCAACAAUUUCAAUUCAGACACCGAGUACUGGUAAAAGGGGUCAUAAAGGAUCUUACAAAAAUGUUCGAGUUGUAUCCCCUUACUUUAGGAAUAAAGAGACUGGAGAGGAGGCAGAAACAAAUGAUGUGAAGAUUGAAUUGCUGAAGUCACAAGCUAAAAACGUUCUCACUGCUAGGAAGGUUUCUCCAUACUUUCACCAUGUAAAGCAAGAGGAAGACAAUGCAGUUACGAGCUUGUUGGAUGGCACAACUAAGUCCAAAGUUAGACCUCGAAAGGUUAAAAAUAAAGUUACAGCCAAAAGUGUUCUAUCUGCUGACGAGAAGUGGGAUGAGGCUUAUAAAAGAAGAACUCCAGAUAAUAUGUGGAAGCCUCCAAGAUCGCCUUAUAACCUCCUUCAAGAAGAUCAUGUUUUUGACCCUUGGAGGGUCUUGGUGAUAUGCAUGCUUCUUAAUGUGACAACUGGCCGGCAGACUGGGAAAGUUAUAUCAGAGUUUUUCACAUUGUGUCCGAAUGCUAAGAGUGCUACAGAGGUUGCCAAGGAGGACAUAGAAAAGGUGAUACAGAGUUUAGGUUUAUAUAGGAAGAGAGCAGAAGGAAUACAACAUUUCUCUCGUAUGUAUCUGGAAGAAAGCUGGACUCAUGUCACAGAAUUGCCUGGUAUUGGCAAGUAUGCUGCAGAUGCAUAUGCUAUAUUCUGUACUGGGAAGUGGGAUCGAGUGAGACCGUUGGAUCAUAUGCUGACUAAAUAUUGGGAGUUCCUCUGUGGUAAGCAGACUUAAAUUAAUAAGUUGAGCUACGUUUUUGCAACUUAUAUAUUGACAAGUUAACCCUGUGGUGGAUUUUCAUCUCUUUUUGUGAUCUACUGCAGAGGGUUACUUUGAUAUUGUAUUUAAGAGACAUUGGCUUUUUGGUUAAUUUUGCUAUAAGAAACGUAAUGUAACUAAAUUGUACAGGUUACCCCAUUUGUAGUCUCAGACUCUCAAUCAAUAUAUGUCUUCUAUGAUUUUAUGGUGAGGAUUA